Messenger RNA from Nannospalax galili (Upper Galilee mountains blind mole rat), 3865 nucleotides. RefSeq names its product aminoadipate-semialdehyde dehydrogenase (gene Aasdh). The coding region runs from base 424 to 3630 and encodes 1068 amino acids. The transcript has 15 exons. Lineage: Eukaryota; Metazoa; Chordata; Mammalia; Rodentia; Spalacidae. Gene Ontology annotation, molecular function: protein binding. The record is from RefSeq and is a predicted model, not a curated record. Gene Ontology annotation, biological process: amino acid activation for nonribosomal peptide biosynthetic process.
UCGGAAAAUUGACGUGAGGGGAGAGGCAGAGUGGCUGCUUUACGGCUGCUGGGCAACUGCUGCUCGGCUGGAAAGCGUCCUCACGUGCUGUCGCGAAAAGGCCGGGUGGGAGUCGCUGGAGGCCCUUCGGGGGCCGCGGCAGGCUCAGGGGCGUGGCGAGGGCCUGAAGGAGGCCGGGCUGGCGAGGCCGAGCUCCCAGCACGCCAGCCCGACAGCUCCGGGACCCUGCCCGGCCUGGCCUUGGAGCCCCUGGGGUGGGCCACCUCUCCUGCCUCCGUCCCUGUCCUUUCAGUGAAAUGCAGGUGCACCUGCGUCCCUCCUCCAGCAUGGUUUCGAAGAGCAAUGAACGAAUGCUUUGGAAGCCGUAGGUUCAUUGUUACCAAAGACUUCUCUGCCACUGAUGUUUAGACAAAGGUCAUUGAAAUGAGUCUUCAGGAGCUGGUCCAUCAGGUAGCCUCCAUUUACCUGGACAAAACAGCUGUAUGUUUUGAUGAAUGCAGCAGCCAACCUCCAGUGUAUUAUACCUACAAGACUGUGCUUAGUGUGGCUGCAGAAUUAUCCAAUUUUUUGCUAUCACACUGUGACUUUCCAGGACUUCGGGAGAUUGGUCUCUACUGUCAACCUGGGAUAAACUUACCCUCCUGGAUUUUAGGAAUUCUCCAAGUCCCUGCUGCUUAUGCUCCAAUUGAUCCAGACUCGCCACCAUCAUUAUCAACUCACUUUAUGAAAAAAUGCAACCUAAAGUAUGUUCUUGUUGAAAAGAAACAGGUUAAUAAAUUCAGAUCUUCCCAUGAAACAUUUUUGAAGUAUGAGAUGAUUACAGUGGAACAUAAGGACCUGAUGCUCUUCAGACUACAUUGGGAAGAUGCUGAGGUGAACUUGAUGCUAAGUGAUGGAAAAGAGAACUAUGAGAAAGAAAAUAGAAAAAGCACAAGUUCUGAGAACAGCAGUGAAGAAAGCCAACACAUGGAUGUGAGGCUACCGAGUUGCUUAGCCUAUGUCCUGCACACGUCAGGGACCACAGGGACACCGAAGGUUGUCAGAGUGCCUCAUGCAUGUAUCCUGCCAAAUGUCCAGCAUUUUCGGGUGCUUUUUGACAUCACCCAAGAAGAUGUUUUGUUUCUGGCUUCGCCUCUGACCUUCGAUCCAUCUGUUGUGGAAAUAUUUGUUGCUCUUUCAAGUGGAGCCUGUCUGCUUAUUGUGCCAGCUUCUGUCAAAAUGCUCCCAUCGAGAUUAGCUGCUGUUCUCUUUGCCCAUCACAGAGUGACUGUUUUGCAGGUAACACCAACACUGCUGAGAAGAUUUGGAUCUGGGCUCAUCAAGUCAACUGUUUUAUCAACCAGUACCUCCCUGAGGGUGCUGGCGCUUGGUGGUGAAGCCUUUCCCUCACUGAACACUCUCAGAAGCUGGAGAGGGGAAGGCAACAAAACACAGAUAUUUAACAUUUAUGGCAUCACAGAGGUGUCGAGUUGGGCAACGUUUUACAGAAUUCCAGAGGAGAUUCUUAACUCUACUUUGAAACACGAAUUGCCUAUACAGCUGGGAUCGCCAAUAUUUGGAACAGUAGUCGAAGUCAGAGAUGCAGAUGGUUUCCCAGUUCACGAAGGCACUGGCCAAGUAUUUUUAGGUGGGAAAAACAGAGUGUGUUUUCUUGAUAAUGAAAUGACAGUACGUCUUGGCACCAUGAGAGCCACAGGAGACUUUGUGACUGUGAAAGAUGGAGAAAUAUUUUUCCUGGGACGAAAAGAUAGCCAGAUCAAACGUCAUGGCAAACGUCUUAACACUGAACUUAUACAACAGGUUGCUGAAGAACUUCAACAAGUGGAAUCCUGUGCAGUUAUGUGGUAUAAUCAGGAAAAAUUAAUUCUCUUCAUAGUAUCCAGAGAUGAUUUAAUAAAGGAUUGCGUUUUAAAAGAAUUGCAGAAACAUCUUCCAAAUCAUGCCAUCCCUGAUGAAAUUGUGUUGAUUAAUACUCUACCAUUUACAUCUCAUGGCAAAAUAAAUUUUUCUGAGUUAAACAAGAUAUAUUUAGAAUACCUAAACUCACAGCCUAAGAAUAAACUCUGUGGAAAAGAGGAACUUUGGGAAAAAUUACAGUAUUUAUGGAAGUCUGUUUUGAGUCUCCCAGAAGAUGCCUUGAAGGUUCCAGAUGAAUCACUCUUCUUAAAUAGUGGUGGAGAUUCCUUGAAGUCCACAUGGCUCUUCAAUGAGAUUGAAAAGCUUACUGGUUCAUCCAUACCUGGGCUUCUGGAAAUUAUUCUCAGCAGUUCCAUCCGAGAGGUUUACAACCACAUCAUUCAAAGUGUGUUUACAGAUGAAGACCUGAAAAUCAACCAGAGUUAUGCCACAAAAAGGAAAUUCAGUGACAUUAAUCAAGAUAAAACCAUUGGAAAACUUUCCCAUCAGAAGUCUGCCUUGCCUUUAAGUUAUGACAGUGAAACAAAUGCUUUUAUUGCACUGAGCAGAGGGAGUCAAAUCUUGUUACAGACUAACACUCAGAAUUGGAAAAGCUUAGAUCCUCCAGUUCUUACUGAAAAGUUGAAAGACACACAGGUUUCUCAGGAGGGGAAACCUGUGGUAAAGACUGAGAAGAUGGUGUUGCGUGUGAGGUGGACAUCAGACACAGGCAAGUGUGUUGACGCUUCCCCUCUGGUGGUGAUACCAGCUGCUGAUAAGUCAUCCACAACUGUGUAUAUUGGCUCCCACUCUCAUAGAGUGGAGGCAAUUGACCUUUACUCAGGAAAGAUGAAAUGGGAACAGCUUUUAGGAGAUCGAAUUGAAUCUUCAGCAUGUGUAUCUAAGUGUGGAAACUUUAUUGUAGUGGGCUGUUAUAAUGGAGUAGUUUAUGUUCUAAAAAGUAACACUGGAGAAAAAUAUUGGAUGUUUACUACUGAAGAUGCUGUCAAAAGCUCACCAACAAUGGAUCCAACCACAGGACUCCUUUACAUUGGAUCUCAUGAUCAGCAUGCAUAUGCUCUAGAUAUUUAUGCGAAGAGGUGUAUCUGGAAGUUAACGUGUGGAGGCGCUGUGUUUUCCUCUCCGUGUUUAAGCCUGACUCCCCACCAUUUGUACUGUGCUACACUGGGAGGACUUUUAAUGGCUGUAGAUCCUGCUACUGGGAGCAUAAUGUGGAAACACUCCUGUGGGAAGCCACUCUUCUCUUCCCCACAGUGUUGCCAACAGUAUAUUUGCAUUGGCUGUGUAGAUGGCAAUUUACUCUGCUUUACUCACUUGGGAGAGCAGGUUUGGCAGUUCUCUGCUGGUGGACCAAUCUUCUCAUCCCCGUGUAUCUCCUCAUCACAAGAAAUAUUUUUUGGUUCCCAUGAUUGCUUUAUCUACUGUUGUAGCAUGAAAGGUCAGCUCCAGUGGAAAUUUGAAACUACAUCAAGGGUAUAUGCAACGCCUUUUGCUUUCCAGCACCACAGUUCCAACAGUGAGACACUGCUGGCAGCGGCAUCUACGGAUGGGAAGCUGUGGAUCUUGGAGUCUCAAACUGGACAGCUGCGAAGUGUGCAUGAACUUCCUGGAGAAGUCUUCUCUUCUCCUGUGGUCUGGGAAUCAAUGCUUAUAAUUGGGUGCAGAAAUAAUUAUAUUUACUGUCUGGAUUUAUUGGGUGGCAAUAAAAAAUAAGUGUAGUCUCUAUAAGUAUAUAUUUGAGAGAUGGUUGGAAAUAUGUUAUCAUAGAUGUGGAUAGUUUUAUAUUAAAGAUUUAUAUUUUGGUUAAGAAAUUUGUCUACUAUAUUUUAUAGAGAACAAAUGUAUUUUACUUCCUGUGGGAGCAGCAAAAGCUUUUAGGAGGAGAGGACAAAAUAUCUCAAUAUAUUUAUUAGCUCCUUUUUUAUUUUUGUUUUUGAGAUAGGGUCUC